CAGUGGUGUAACACGGACACAUUUAAAGUGGCACAAGAGCGAGUGUUCUGAUGCACAGACUCUGUUCUCGAUGACUUCAUGAACUAGAUCCAGUUUUCCACUUGAUAAAGCUGAUCACACUGAGCAGUACUAUGGCAGAUGGUGUGGACCUGAGCCGAAAGUUUGUUUCCGAGUCAGAGUUAGAGGAGAAGAGGAAAAAACGACAGGAGGAAUGGGAGAAAGUUCGCAAGCCUGAUGAUCCUGAAGAGGUUCCUGAGGAGGAGUACGACCCUCGAUCCCUGUUUGAGAGGCUACAAGAACAGAAGGACAAGAAGCAGGAGGAAUAUGAGGAACAGUUCAAAUUCAAGAACAUGGUAAAAGGCUUGGAUGAGGACGAGGCCCACUUUCUGGACGAAGUGUCACGGCAGCAGUUUCUUGUCGAGAAGAUGAGGAGAGACGAGGAGAAGCAGGAGCUUCAGGAAUAUCGGAGUGCUUUGAAGAAACUGGUGUCCAGUGAAAGUCAAAAGAAGGAGUCGGAGAGAAAGGCUGCACCCAAACCAGCAGAACAGAAGACCAGCCACUUGUCUCAGGCGCACCUACUGGCUGGUGCAGUCAAGCGCCGCAGUUCCUCUCAGUCAUCAGAGAGCAGUAAGAAGCAGAAGGUGGAGGAGACGACGACGACGACGGCGGUAUCAGCAGAAACAACUGGCGACGGCAGUCAGAUAGAACAGGAAACAGGGGAACAGAAACCAGUGCCCAGGGCAGGAGUGACACGAGGGGGCAUGCUCCACCGACCCUCUGCAGCCAUGUGCGUGGGCAUCCUGCCAGGGCUUGGGGCCUACUCGGGCAGCAGUGACUCAGAGUCGAGCAGUGACAGUGAAGUUUAAAUCCCUGCACCUAAACCUGGCGACGACACCCUACACAUCUCCGUGGUUUCUACCGUGCUGCUGACCAUGAGGACGACGACUGACGUCUGUGUGUCAAAGAGAAGGCUGCUUUGUCAUUUUAUCAGAUUUCUUCAGUACCAUCAUAUGAGAGAAGCAGACUGUUACGAGUAGUGCUGGUUGGAAGAUGUGGAAAAAAUGAAAAAUGUCUUUCAGGAGUUUUUUUUUUUUUAAGCGCUGUAAUGCUAAAAAUGCUGGAUAUUUUAUGAACUGUUCCCUAUAAGGAUAUGAAAGUGUGUGAAAGCUGGAUGGAACAUUAAAGCCAAAGGGAAAAGAAAA
Neoarius graeffei (lesser salmon catfish) is the source of this 1202-nucleotide messenger RNA. RefSeq names its product proteasome activator subunit 3 interacting protein 1 (gene psme3ip1). Gene Ontology annotation, cellular component: nucleus. Lineage: Eukaryota; Metazoa; Chordata; Actinopteri; Siluriformes; Ariidae. The record is from RefSeq and is a predicted model, not a curated record. The transcript has 9 exons. The coding region runs from base 132 to 866 and encodes 244 amino acids.